AUGGAGAUCGGCGACGAGUACAGAAAUGGAGACGGGCGCAGUGGCGCGUCGGGAGCGUCCCGGUCCGACGACAGCGCAGACGAAGAGGAGAGUGCGCUCGAGGCCGAGCUGUCGUUGGAGGAACCCGAUGCCGCCGCGCGCACUCUGCACGCCCUCAACGCGUUACGCAAAGCGCGUCAGCACUACGACGUGACGCUUCUGGCGCGCGGUGUCGAGCUUCCCGCGCACCGGGCUCUGCUGGCCGCACUUUCGCCCGCAAUGCUCGCUUCACUGCCGGCCGCCGCCACCGCGACGCCGCUGCGACUCGACGUCGACCCGGACGCGCUGCACGCGCUGCUCGACUACGCCUACACGGGUCGUCUAAGAGUGAAAGACGCGACCGCUGCGCGUCGCCUCUACCGGGCCGCGGCGCUUCUGCGCGUCGAGUCGGCCCGCGCUCAUCUGGCCGAUCGUUUGCUCCGCCGCAUCACGCCUCAGGAUUGCCUGACGCUUCGCUCCCUUCCGGAUCUGGCUCCGCCUCACAGGCGACAGCUGGACGCGUACGUCGCGCAGCACUUCGACGAGGUGUGGGGCUCGAGCGCGUUGGCGGCCCUUCCCCUCGUCCGCUUGGAGCUCUUGCGCGAGACGAGCGCCGACUCCUGUGGCGAGAGGGCCGCCACGCUGGCUAGUGCCGCGUUAGCGUGGCUUCGCGCGUCUCCGUCGGAGCCAGCCGAGCUGGCCGCGCGGUCCCACCUACUGUACGUGGACGCGGGUGGCGCGCUGCAGGACUGCGGCGAUCUACCGGCGGCGCGCGGGGAUGCCCCGGAUCUCGAGGAGUACAAAAGAGAGCGCGCGAGCGGGACCGCGAGGCACCGCGGCCGGCGGCGGGUGGCGUGGCGAGGCGUCAGCGCCUCGGACACGCCCCGCGGGGGCCGCCUAGCCGCGCCCGCCGUCGAUGACGACUCCGCCGAUCUUCCGACCGAGGAGGGCCCGACGCGCGCCCGCAUGUCUGUCGGGCGUUGCGCGGUGGGCGCCGCCGAGCUGGGAGGCAGACUCGUGGUGUGCGGCGGCUACGACAGCGCGCGAGUGCUACGAAGCGCCGAGGCCUACGACCCCGAGGCCGACGUCUGGGCGCCGUUACCGGACAUGCGCCGCGCGAGGGCGCGUUUUCCCGCCGCACGCCUCGGCGCCCGCCUCUACGUGCUCGGCGGCUCCGAUGGUUACUCGGAGCUCGACUCGGUCGACGUGCUGUCGGACGGCGCGUGGGUCGGCGUCGCCGCGCUGCCGGUGGCCCGACAGUACGCGGCGGCGGCGGCGCACGAAGCGCGCGGCGAAUUGUACGUGGUCGGCGGGUCGGCAGGGGGCCGCUCGCUACGCGCCGUGCAUCGUUACGACGCCGCCGCGGACGCCUGGAGCGACGCUCCGCCGCUCGCGACCGGCCGCUCGCAAUGCGCCGCAGCGGUGUGGGCCGGGGCGCUCUGGGCGCUCGGCGGGUGCGACGAGUGGCGCUGCCUCGCGUCCACCGAGACCCUUGCGCUCGACGGGGCCGAAGCGGGUGCGUGGAGCGCGGGGCCGGCGCUGCCUUCAGCGCGGCGCAGCGUCGGAGCAUGCGUGUGGCGCGGGGCACUGUGGGCGGCGGGCGGUUCGGCGGGGGCGGCCUCGUUGCGUUGCACGGUCCUGCUGGCGGCUCGGGGCGCCACCUGGCGGCCGGGCCCCUCGCUUCGGCGGCCUCGGGCGGCGCCCGCGCUGGUGCCGGUGGGCGCGUCGCUAUUCGCGGCGGGCGGAUACUCGGGCAAGCGGUUUCUGUCUUGCGUCGAGUGCCUCCACGAGCCGGACGGAGUUUGGACGACGCUCCUCGAGUCCGUCGAGGUGACGCCGGACGCGACGCGUCUCUCUCUGACUCCGUCGGGGCGGGAGACCGAAGAGGCCGUCUGA
This is a messenger RNA of Pieris macdunnoughi, 1914 nucleotides long. The record is from the annotation of a GenBank genome assembly. Lineage: Eukaryota; Metazoa; Arthropoda; Insecta; Lepidoptera; Pieridae.